Leguminivora glycinivorella is the source of this 2161-nucleotide messenger RNA. Its product is annotated as autotransporter adhesin BpaC-like. NCBI's taxonomy places the organism in Eukaryota, Metazoa, Arthropoda, Insecta, Lepidoptera, Tortricidae. Bases 1 to 1137 code for a protein of 378 amino acids. The transcript has a single exon. The record is from RefSeq and is a predicted model, not a curated record.
AUGACUAUAUUUGGUGUCAGCGCGCUCGGUGAGGGCUCAGCCGAGGGCGGCGAGGGCUCAGCCGAGAGCGGCGAGGGAUCAGUCGAGAGCGGCGAGGGCUCAGCCGAAGGCGGCGAGGGCUCAGCCGAGAGCGGCGAGGGCUCAGCCGAGAGCGGCGAGGGCUCAGCCGAGGGCGGCGAGGGCUCAGUCGAGAGCGGCGAGGGGUCAGCCGAGAGCGGCGAGGGCUCAGCCGAGAGCGGCGAGGGCUCAGCCGAGGGCGGCGAGGGCUCAGCCGAGGGCAGCGAGGGCUCAGUCGAGAGCGGCGAGGGCUCAGCCGAGAGCGGCGAGGGCUCAGCCGAGAGCGGCGAGGGCUCAGCCGAGAGCGGCGAGGGCUCAGCCGAGGGCGGCGAGGGCUCAGCCGAGGGCGGCGAGGGCUCAGUCGAGAGCGGCGAGGGCUCAGCCGAGAGCGGCGAGGGCUCAGCCGAGAGCGGCGAGGGCUCAGCCGAGAGCGGCGAGGGCUCAGCCGAGAGCGGCGAGGGCUCAGCCGAGAGCGGCGAGGGCUCAGCCGAGAGCGGCGAGGGAUCAGUCGAGAGCGGCGAGGGCUCAGCCGAAGGCGGCGAGGGCUCAGCCGAGAGCGGCGAGGGCUCAGUCGAGAGCGGCGAGGGCUCAGCCGAAGGCGGCGAGGGCUCAGCCGAGAGCGGCGAGGGCUCAGCCGAGGGCGGCGAGGGCUCAGUCGAGAGCGGCGAGGGGUCAGCCGAGAGCGGCGAGGGCUCAGCCGAGAGCGGCGAGGGCUCAGCCGAGGGCGGCGAGGGCUCAGCCGAGGGCAGCGAGGGCUCAGUCGAGAGCGGCGAGGGCUCAGCCGAGAGCGGCGAGGGCUCAGCCGAGAGCGGCGAGGGCUCAGCCGAGAGCGGCGAGGGCUCAGCCGAGAGCGGCGAGGGCUCAGCCGAGAGCGGCGAGGGCUCAGCCGAGAGCGGCGAGGGAUCAGUCGAGAGCGGCGAGGGCUCAGCCGCAGUUAAAAAACUAUCUAUAAGCGACUCUGUCAAUUCUCGGUUAUGUUUGCUUAGCAAAGUAAGUUCUAACGUAGCAGUGGAGAGCUCCUGUAUCUCUUUGUUAGCAGAGCUUAAUUUUGAACUUAGAGUUUCGAGCUCAGCUCUCUGAUUUAAUAGUUUAUCAGUCAUCUUCAAAGACUCUUUCUUUGAUCUGAUAUAUUUUCUACAAAUCCUCAUACAGUGCUUAAUUUGAGAUCUUUGCUUAAUUUUGUUUGUUGUCUUCGAAUGUCUCUUCACUAGUUUUUUAAUAUCGUAGUGGAAACUAUUACAAGAGUCGGAAGAGGAUGACAAUGAUGACAGUUCCUCGGACAGUGUGUAUAUUAGAUCAUCUUGCCCUUUGUCUUGUUUUAAAAUAUGAAUUUCAUCUUGGGCUUCUCCAAGCUGUAUCUGCAGGCAAGAGAUUUUUUCGAGAGCAGUCUCGUGCACUGAUUGACAUUUUCGAAAGCCGUCUACCAAGACCUGCAGAGAAUUUCUUUGUUCUUCAGUCUCCGCUAGUUGAUUAGACAGCUCGUUUAGUUGGCGCUUUAAUAGCGAGUUACGUGACACAAUGGUCUUAAUUUCGGCCUCAUUUUCCUCUCGCUCUUCUAGUAGUCUAUCACAUAAAGCUUGUUGACUUUUGAGCUCAUCUUGGGUCUUAGAUAGACUCUCUUGUAGAUACUGCCUUCUAGUGGUCAUUUUUAUUAAUUUGAACAACAAAAGUAAUUACAAAAAACUGAUCUAAAAAAAAUAAUAAUGUGUGAUGAUUUGGAACACUGCCUUUGUUGAGGACGGUGUGAAGUCGUUCGUCGCCCUUUUAAUGUCUUAUUGUUUCUGAACGUACCUCGUUCAUGUGACACUUCAACGUCAGUUUGUAGCUGUCAGUGUCAGUCGUCAAAAGCCGUCAAACUCAGCCGGUAAAUACCGCAGUUUUUACUUGAUAUUUUAACUAACUAAUCCUUUUAUUUUAUGUUUGAAUGUGUGAGUGUUAUUUUUGGAAGUACCGUUAUAAUUUUAGGCUUUGUUUUGAUCUAAAUACACAAUUAGAGCUCACCAUAACGCCUAAAACUUCAUCACCAUGACGCUUGUAUCUUCUCGUAAGUUUUAUACACUAAUUAGAGUUAUUUUAACGGGUUUAAACAUUAUUUCGUAAUUAA